UUCGCUAGGCAGCGUCAGGUUCCGGGUGUAGGGUCGGGUCAGUUUCUCUGGCCCAGAUCCAGGUCCAAAAAAAAAAGACCCGGUUUGAUCAAAAGGCAAAAAUCGCAUCCUAACCUCCCAGGCGUCAUCCUUCCCCUUCUUCGCAGCAGCUCCUCCUCCUCUUCGCAUCUCUGCUUCGGAUUACUCGCCACCACAACUCAGUCACCGCCGCAACUCUGUUUCACAGCCUCCUCCCUCUCUUACUCAGCUCUCUCCUUUCACCAUCGCCGGUGCCUUCUUCCUGUAGUGUUCAAAGAAUUUGUACUGCUUGAGAGGCAAACUGGGAAACUGAUGAGAGGUAAACUCAGCUGCAAUAGUAUGUUAUCUGUGCUCGAUUUUUCAUCAUGUUUCGGACUUUAUUUGGGGAUGUAAGAAACUAUGGUUUACUUCGAAAGGGAUAUAUUUACCAGCAAAGGUUUAGCCUUGUGAAUGUUAAGUUGAAAUGGGUGAAAGAUCGAAAACUGGAUGCCGCUGUAGCUGGUCAGAGAGAUCUUAAGGCGGUUGAGAUCCUUGUUUCCAUCAUUGCCUCGUCUUCCGAAUGUUGCCUUCCCAUAUAUCGUCUUAAUCCCCAUCGCGGACAACUGGGUCUUCCUAUUGAUCUUAAGCUCUCUACCUUUAUCAGAAGAUAUCCUACUAUUUUUGUGGAGUCCAAUUUUCUUGACAGUGGAGGCACUCCUGUUCCAAGUUUCGGCUUGAGUCCUCAAGCCUUGAAGCUUCACCAUAAGCAAGUUAACAUCCUUGAGCGUGAUCAGUUGGAACUCAGGGAUAGGCUAUGCAGAUUGCUUAUGCUAACAAGAGACAGGAUCCUUCCACUACAAACUAUUGAUCAAUUAAAAUGGGACUUGGGUUUGCCCAAUGAUUACCCGAGUUCUUUUGUUCCGAAUCACCCUGAUCGGUUCUCUCUUGUUCGCCUCCCUGAUAAUCGUGUUGGCUUGAAGUUGUUGUUUUGGGAUGACAAGCUCGCUGUCCCGGAGAUACUGAAGAAUGCUUCUUUACAACAAGAUCAAGAAGACAUAAAAAAUGGAACCUUAGCCUUUCCGGUUAGUUUCACAAGGGGUUUUGGUUUCAGAAGAAAAUGCAUGGAGUGGUUGAAAGAGUGGCAGAAACUCCCCUAUACUUCACCUUACACUAAUGCCUCACAUUUGGAUCCUCGUACCGAUGAAUCCGAGAAGAGGGUCGUCGGAGUCUUCCAUGAGCUCCUUCAUCUCACCCUUCAUAAACAAACCGAACGCAAGAAUGUCAGCAACUUGCGCAAACCCUUAGCGCUUCCUCAGAAAUUCACCAAAGCAUUUGAACGUCAUCCUGGUAUUUUUUACCUUUCCAAUAAGAGUGACACGCAAACGGUGAUUCUUAGAGAGGCCUACAAUGGUAGGGAACUCAUACAGAAGCAUCCCCUUGUGAGAGUCAGAGAGAAACUUGCAAAUUUAUUGAAGAAGGGGUUACAUGAUAAGAGUAGGGGUUACACAAGAGAUAUAGAUGAGUCAGACUCAGACAUAGAGACUGAAAUGGAUGAAUAUGAUUCAGAUGGCUUCCCCAUAAUCACUAAAGAGGGGUGGGGCCGUGUCCCGUGGGGCGGGUAGAGUGAUGAUGAUGGAUCUGAAGAAGAGGAACAAGAGGAGGGGGAGGAGUAGGAGGAGGAAGAAGAAGAGAUAGAGAGCGGGUUUUUAGUUCCUACAAUCAUUUGGAGUUGACCUUUGGCACUAUUACCUGACAGGUUAGCGGACAACCGUAGCAGAGGUCGAUUUGUCCAUUUUCCUUAAUUAGUGGGGUCUGCUUGAGGUUUAAAGAUAAUUAAAGUCAGUUAUGUCUCAUGGGAAAAAGGUCAUAGCCGGAUAGGGUAUUUACCCUUUUUAUUAUGUGUCAUAAAAGUUGAAAUCUUAUAAAAGACUGGUUUAGUCAAUAAAAGUCAAUUGUGCUAGUGCAUAUUAUGUAGUGACUUUACUUAUGACUUUACUUAUUGUACACUCUACAGUCAUCAUUCAACGGUCAUCCAUUUUUAUCAAAA
This is a messenger RNA of Arachis ipaensis, 2044 nucleotides long. Its product is annotated as Ubiquitin carboxyl-terminal hydrolase family protein. The record is from RefSeq and is a predicted model, not a curated record. Lineage: Eukaryota; Viridiplantae; Streptophyta; Magnoliopsida; Fabales; Fabaceae. Gene Ontology annotation, molecular function: RNA binding.